Molecule: messenger RNA, 750 nt
Organism: Laetiporus sulphureus 93-53
Lineage: Eukaryota; Fungi; Basidiomycota; Agaricomycetes; Polyporales; Laetiporaceae
Exons: 7
Coding region: 63-680 (205 amino acids)
Cellular component (GO): cytosol
Molecular function (GO): RNA binding
Source: RefSeq, a predicted model, not a curated record
CGCUCGUUUGUCCCUCCCUGCUCUCUAUCGCCCAUCUUCCCUAAUCGUACACAGUAAUCGCAAUGGCUCGCGGCGGAUACAAGCUGAAACGCGGCGGUGGAAGAAACUUCAGCAAACACCUCGUUCUCGAUGAGAAUGGAACUGCCGUAGCUGUCGAUCGAUGGGGCGCUCGCGAGAAGCGAGAGAGCGACAACGACUCGGAAGAGGAAGAAGAGUCUGAAGAGGAGACUGACGAAGAGUCGGAUGAAGCCCCUGUUACGGGCAGCAGCGCCCAGCAGCCCGAGCUGUCGCGCGUCGAACGGAAAGAGAUCAAGAAGAAGAAGGCGCUGGCGAAGCAGAAGCAGGAGGAGGAGUCAGAUGAGGACGAAGAAGGCCGGGAUCCUCUGCUCGCGAAUCCCAACAUUGCUACUAAGAAGAUGAACAUCGCGGACCUCGAUGCGCCCCGCGAGCUGUCGCGUCGCGAGAGAGACGAGAAGGAGAAAAAGGAGGCGAAGGAACGAUAUUGGAAGCUUCAUGAACAAGGCAAGACCGAUCAGGCAAAGGCCGACCUCGCACGCCUCGCGAAGAUCCGUGCCGAGCGCGAUGCCGCGCAAGCGAAACGGAAGGCAGAGACUGAAGCGAAAGGGGCAGAAGUAGAAGCGAAGAGGAAAGAGGCGGCGGCAAGAGGAAAGCGCAUAUAGCGACCGAGUUCAUUUCUGUCGUUAUUUCUAUACAUCUAAACGGAAAUGCUAUGUCGCGCACGCAUUGGUG